This is a messenger RNA of Neurospora tetraspora, 2247 nucleotides long. RefSeq lists its product as uncharacterized. NCBI's taxonomy places the organism in Eukaryota, Fungi, Ascomycota, Sordariomycetes, Sordariales, Sordariaceae. The transcript is spliced from 2 exons. The record is from RefSeq and is a predicted model, not a curated record. Bases 1 to 1926 code for a protein of 641 amino acids.
AUGGCGGGCAUCCUCGAAAGCGUGCCGACCAUCAUCACGACUGCAAUAGCCGCAAAAGGCAUCGUUGAGGCCAUCGUUGAACUCGCCCAAGAUGCGAAGAAGAUCGGAAAGCAGAUGCGAGCUGAUGCUUUGCCUUUUCGAGCAUUUGGGGAUUUGAUCGAGACGGCCCAGUACUCGAUCAAAUUCCGCCUCCCCCAAGACAACUCAGCAGUCAUCUCGUAUAUGCGUGAUCGACAGGUUUUGGACAACAUGGAACAAGAAGCAAUCGACUUGAACAACGAUAUCAAGGAGCAAAAGGAUAAGAUCAGGAGACUGCAAUCGAAUUUCGGAGACCAAGCGAACUACGCUCUUCGCUUCUAUGCCGCCCACAGAUGGAAGAAUACCAGGAAGCCAAAGCUCGCGCUUCUCCUACCGAGAAUGGAACAGCUGAAGUCGACUUUGCAGCUGAUUAUCGCCGUUAUCCAACUUGAAGUGCUCUCUCGGAACGGAGGUGCUUCUCAAGGCAGAUCCAGGCUCGAUGAGAUCGAGGAGCUCAGGCAGCUCAUAGGGAAACACAUCGAAGCUAUUGGCCAACUUCGAGAAGACUUCGCGGAGCAGACAGGAAUGAACGGCGAGCGUGACUCGGCCACAGGGAUCUGCUACCUCGCAUACACUGUGGCUAAGACAGGCAGAGUUCCUCGUAGCGAACCCCGUAUUAGGUUCGACUUCUCUCAGUUGAAAGAACGGCCGAUCCUGAGCGAUGAUACCCUCCACUGGAAUCCUCCACCAAGCAACUUGCCAGCGGGUACUCCCAUCUGUCCUCAUUGCUAUCGAAACACGGGCAAAACGAACGGCAAUGCCUCAAACCUGGGUACUUCGACCCGCGGUACCUCAAACCGCAAUGCCUCGAACCGCAUUCCCUCGAGCCGGAAUACCUCGCAUGGUAGCUCCAGACAGACAGAAAGGGACUUGCCUCCAUUACCACAAGAGCCUCCUCGCCCGCAACAGCCAGCAGCUUUACCUCCCCAGCAGGAGAUUCGAGUUGUGGCUCCCGUUUCCGACGACACAAGUUCCAUCUACGGAGACCAUGAACCUCAGCAUGUUGUGACACAGCCACAGCCGAAGGAACCGGAGCUGCCGGCCCCACAAUUCAACGCCAAUCCGGAGCGUGCGCCGGAGGCGGAAUCGACGAACCCCGGCAUCGUCAUCGAGCCUCCCCCAGCACAGGAUCCUCUCCCGGAACAACUCCCAGAGCCACAGCCAGAGCCAGAGAUAGGACCAGUUCCGAAAACAAACUCGGACUCCGGCCCAGCUGAAGCUCCCCCACAUCCUCCAUCCUCAUUCCCCUACAACGUCCCCGACAUCCCCCUAAUUGACGGCCAAGUGCCUCCUCAAUCUCGGAGUCCUUCCCUCUAUCCAGAAUCGGAUCACGAUCUUGUCCCGGAUGUGACAAGCGAAACCAACGGGACGCUGCUCGAAGCCCCCGCCCCUUGGGUGACUCGCUCAAGGCGCCCAACCGCCGAACGCCUCCCACCGGUAAUUACAUCCGUCGAGAUCCUCAACCACAAGAACCAAUGGCACAGCAUGCAAGUGCACCUAGACACCUCCUUGUACAUCCCCAACCGACACGAAGCAGGCCGUAAAGAGGUCCACUACUACGGAAUCGUUUCGCUGCGCACGCUGAUCGACGAGUUGGGAUGGCCUGAGGAGACGUUGCUAGAGGAUCCGAGGUUCGUGGAGAUUCCCAAUGGGAAGAAGUUCAACUGGAAUUUGGAAAGGCAUGAAGGCGUUGGAAGAGUGAUGUUGACUUGGAGAGUCGACCAGUCGGACGAUGAGUGGGCGAAUGCGGUGGUGCCGAAAAUGACGAGGGAGUGCAUUGUUUCGAGAGAAGAUCCUUGUGAGCAGGGUGUGGUUUUGAAGGCGAUGCCUGCGGCUCAGAAUGCUUAGGCUGAAGAGGACAGGGAGUUGGUGAAGGGGAAGUGAGGUUUCUUUGUUAUGAUCCGGAAGGUGAAAUUAACUUGGGGAGAAAGAGAAAGGAAGAGGUGACACGUUGAUCGAAAGUUCGGUGACGAAAAGUCGGGAGGGUUUUGUGUUUUUUUCUUGCUGGAUGAGCUCACGGGCACUAGACCUCAGUGCCAAUCCACGGCCGUCUUUCCUUUGUCAUUUCUCUUUUGAUGCUGUUAACUCACUUGUCAUCCCAUCGUCGCGGUGGUGGGCUCGAAGUGAAUCCUGGGAGAUUGAUUGAACGGAGACUUCUUUCGAGAAAAG